CAUAGCUUGCUUACAAACAUCAAGAGGUUUUUCGUCCCCGCCCGCCACGAGCCGCCUCAUAAAUGCGGAGAAGCGGAAGAAGCCAAAGGAAAGGAGCGCAAUCACUCUCCAGAUCCUGGCGCGUCUCCACGUAAGAGCAAGUGCCCGACGCCCGUAGGCGUCCCACAAGUGAGACACAGCGACCAGAUCCCUUCUUGGCUCCCCAUGGAGGACGUGGAGCCCGUGCCGCGCGAGGAGGAGCCGCAACAGGCCGUGGAAGACACACUGACCGAGUCAGAGACUCAGGAGCAGCCCAGUAAAGAAACGGAGACAACCCAGGAAGAUCAAGAGCCCGUCAAUGAAGAGGAAAAGGAUACGACCACCGAGGAGACCCCCGAGACUGAAGACACGGAGGUGAAGGCAGCGAUGGAGAAGCCUUCGGAGGCCACUGAGGAGACAGAAAAGACCGAGAUUGAAGCGACGGAGCUUUCUGAGGCCACUGAGCAGACGGAAGAGACCGAAAUUGAAGCUGAAAAGGACAGUGAGGCCGAAAAGGUAGAAGAAGCUACUGCAGCUUCAACAUCGGAGGAAGUUGAUGCGGUAACGGAGAAGCCAGAGACAGAUCCGACAACGUCAUCGACGCCAGCUGAGACGGGUCCGGAGACGGCAGCUGAAGCUGAACCGGCUGAGCCUGUGGGGCUGGAGAAACAGGAGGAUGAAAAGCAGUUGAAGGAGGAGGACACACAGAAGAUCGAACAGCAAGAUGGAGACGUAGCUGAGACCCAAUCGGAGGACGUUAAGGCGGAUCCGACGACGGAAAAUCCGCCACCAGAGGACGUUAAGUCGUCGCUGAAUGUGGACACCGAGGCGCAGCAGAACGCUAACCGUCAGAUGCAGUUCCCGUUCGCUCCAUCUAACUUCCUGGCGCCGUCUCCCACGCCUAUUCGCCCUCUGGACGGAGAUCCCCGUGCUAUGAAACCACAACAGGAAGGAGACGCAGCGAAUAGUGCAGAUACUCCGAACAACGCAAGCGGUAAUACACAGAACGACGCUGCUGGGGCCACCAGCUCGACAAGCAGCAACGCUGUAUCGCAGUCUCAAAUGUUCUACCACCAGACCAACGCGCCAUCGUUCUACACCACACCACAGGACGGCCCACCCGUUGGACCUGCGAUGAUGGAGCAAGGCCAGUCGAGCUCUGCUCCCAUGGCCAGCCAAAACACCCAGAACAACCCGAACUGGAACCCGCAAAUGGGACAGCAAGUGGCAGCUACAACCAGAAGCCCAUCGUCAGGACCCAACCAAGGAGGUGGCGAUCCAGGCUUGAACCCAGCGCCGUUUCCAGCGAAAUCCCUUGUUCCGCAGCGUUUGGACGACAAUUCGUAUGCCCUGGAGCGCGCGAAGCUGAGUCGCUUGGGCGCGUAUGCAAAAAAUGCGUCUACUCCGGCGCAAGCUAGCGCGCUCGCUGUUGAUGUUCUGCGAGCAUCGAUUGGUGCUGAAAACACAAGAGCACACGGGUGGAAGAACCAAUUCCCUGGCGAUGAGUACGAGGUCCUGCUUCAAAAGGGAUCUAUCGGUUUGUGCAUGAAUAUGAGUGUUCGCUUGGGCUCAGUUUCCGUGACAAGCUUUCGUCGACCCGAGUCUGGCUUGAUGGGACCUGCUGAAGCGAGCGGCAUGAUUGCGGUUGGCGAUGACUUGAUUGCUGUGGAUGGCUUUCUGGUUCAGAGCCAGGAAGACUUUGCUCGCGUGGUUUCCCGUCUCAAGUCGCUCCGUCCAGUUUUGUUGCGCUUCCGACGGCCUGGCGGUAAUGGGCUUGUGAGCAGCAUGAGCCGAGAUGUCCACGGAUACAGAAAGGGACAGCAAAUGUCGCUUGUUGGCUUGGACAACGCUCAAUUAUUCACGGCUGGAAUGUGGCACUUAGGCGUCAGGUACAUCUCACCAAACCGGUGGGCAGCGGAGUUGCACGUGGAUGGCGGUGGUAUUCGACGUCUUGGAACCUUUUCUACGGAGAAAGAAGCAGCAAGGGCGUACAACCAGUACAUCCUUCAAACUUACGGCAAUGGAGCAGUCCAGUUCAUGAACCCUGCUGGCACCAGUGCAAGUGGAAAUGGCCCCGCUGCAAUGUCAAACAUGCAGCAGGUCCAGCGCCGGAGACCACUUCUUCGUGCUGCAUUCUCGGCAGAACAGAAAGAGCAGCUGCGUGCUCAGAUUAUGGUGUUCAAGUUUACGUCAACUGGUGGCAACAUCCCGAACGAGAUCUUGAGUCGUGCGCUGAAGACGACAGCCCACAACUACAUCCAGCCGAAUGCGAACAGGAAUAAGAGGAAGAACUUUGCUCCUACUGUUAUUGCGAAGCCAGCCAAGAAGAAAAAACGUGGCAAAAAGAAGAAAGCGUAUUCCGACGAGGACGAGGACGAAAGUGAUUCCGACGAUGACUACUCUGGGCCGAAGGUUUUGACGGAGGAGAAGCCGGCUCGACGAUCCGGACGUAAUCUUGGCAAGGCGAAGAAGAAGUAUAACGUUGAAGAGAAGCUUGACUUCGAGCUCAGUGAUGAAGAGAAACCUGAAAAGCCCAAGCAAAAGGAAGCCCAGAAGGGCCCACAAAUCGACAAAAUCGUGAGUGUGCGCUUCCACAAGAGCAGCGCGAAGGACACGGACGUGUCGAUGGAGUUCCUGAUAAAGUGGAAGGAUACUUCAUACCUGCACGUAAGUUGGCUCUCUGUCAGAGAGAUCGAGGAAUUCGGCCAGCACGCUAUCCAGCGCAUGAAGCGGCAUCUUCAGAAGAACAGCCGCUUAGUGGAGGAGGCAAGAGAGACCGUCGUCGUAGGCGAAGAGAAGGAUCUCAGCAACUACUUCAGUGACUCGUACAUCGAAGUGGACCGUAUUCUGAAUGCCAAGGAGGUCGAGGAGCCCGAGGAAUCGAACCCGUACCUCGUUCAUCUUCUUGAAAAAGAAGCCAGUGAUACUGAAGACGAACCGAAGGUGCCAAAGAAGAAGGGUAUCAAGUACCUGGUGAAGUGGCGCGACAUGAGCUACGUCGACUGCACUUGGGAGUGGGAAGACCAGCUCACUGAUGACCGUAAGAUCGCCGCCUUCCAUCGUUUCAACCACCCUCCGAUUAUCAAUGGCGCUCACCCUGCAACGUACUCCGAUGUUCGUCCCGAGCCGAACACAUGGGCAAAGUACCAAGAGUCUCCUGUCUACAAUAAUCAGAAUACGCUGCGAUCCUACCAACUUGAAGGUCUCAACUGGCUAACGUUCUGUUGGUACAACCGCCGCAAUUGCAUUCUCGCCGAUGAAAUGGGUCUGGGUAAGACUGUCCAAGCUACUUCGAUCCUCGAGCAUUUGCGUCAACGCGAGUUUAUUCGAGGCCCGUUCUUAGUUGUUGCUCCACUUGCAACACUGGGUAAUUGGAAGCGAGAGAUCGAGACGUGGACGACAAUGAACUGUGUUGUGUAUCACGAUUCGGAAGGAGGAUCCGACAUCCGCGCGUUUAUCCGAGAGCAAGAGUUCCACUUUGCGAGUGAAGCUCAUCGCAAACGAGGUAUUUACAAGUUCAACGUGUUGGUUACAUCCUACCAGACGCUUAUGAUGGAUGCCGAGUUCCUCGAGCCCAUUCAUUGGCGGUAUAUUGUGAUUGAUGAAGCUCACAAGCUGAAAAACCGUGAGGCCAAGCUACUUCAGGUGCUACAUGGCUUCACAUGGGAUUCAUGUCUACUCAUGACGGGUACGCCGUUGCAGAAUGGCGUGUUCGAGCUGUGGUGUCUGCUCAACUUUAUUGAGCCUGAAAAGUUCCCGAGCCAGCAAGAGUUUUACGACGAAUUUGGCGAUCUGAAUACUGCUGAACAGGUUGCUCAGCUGCACGAGCAGUUGCGACCGUACAUGUUGCGUCGUGUGAAGGAGGAUGUGGAGAAGAGUAUCCCGCCGAAAGAAGAAACCAUCGUUGAUGUGGAGCUUACUACCAUGCAGAAGAAGUAUUACCGUGCUAUCUUUGAGCGCAACCGUCAGUUCUUGAACAUGGGCGCGACAGGUACAGUCGCCAAUCUGGUGAACGUUGAAAUGGAACUACGCAAGUGCUGCAACCAUCCGUUCUUGAUUCGCGGCGUGGAAGACAAGGAAUGCGCGGGUUUCGAUGAACAACUGCGAAUGAAGAUCUUGAUUCAAGCAAGCGGCAAGACUGUGUUGCUGGAUAAGCUGCUAACGAAGUUCCGCCAAGAAAAGAAGAAAGUGCUGAUCUUCUCGCAGUUCAAGAUCAUGUUGGAUAUCAUCGAAGACAUGUGUCAGCUACGAGGCUACAGCAUGGAACGAUUGGAUGGUUCUGUUCGCGGGAACUCCCGCCAAGCGGCGAUUGACCGAUUCAACAACCCGCAAUCGGAUACGUUCGCGUUCUUGUUGAGCACCCGCGCUGGUGGUGUGGGUAUUAACUUGAUUGCGGCCUCGGUUGUGAUCCUGUUUGACAGCGAUUGGAACCCUCAGAAUGAUCUGCAAGCUGUUGCGCGUUGUCACCGUAUCGGACAAACGCAAUCAGUAAACAUUUAUCGAUUAGUGACGAAGAAAACGUACGAAGCGCAGAUGUUUGAGAUCGCUUCGAAGAAGCUCGGAAUGCACCACGCUGUGUUCGAGACUGGUGGAGUACGCAAUGAGUUCGACGGUGAAGAUGACAGUAGUGGCAAUAUGAUGUCGCUGAUGUCUCUAGACCGUGAUAAGGUCGAGAUGAUGAUCAGGUACGGAGCGUACGCUAUCAUGGGCGAAGAGGAUGAGCAGGAUCCCGAGAAUCGUGCUAUCAAUGAGCUGGAUAUCGAUCACCUGCUGCAAACUAGUCGUACGAUUCGAUAUGACCCUACGAAAUCUGGCGAGAACGCGGAAGGAGACGAGGACAACAGCGCGGACGGCGACAGCGAUGCGAAGCCUACAACUGCUUCUCAAGCCUCUGCUCUGUCGUUUUCCAAGGCAACGUUCACAUCCGAAUCUGCUGACACGACAAUCGAUUUCAAUGACGAAAAGUUCUGGGAGAAGGUCCUUGGUCCGAAGCCAGUGCAGGUGCUCAUGACGAAGGUCCAAGAAGGCUGGCUCAAGACAGCCUCACAAGACGACGUCAAGGAGUUCUUAUCGCAGUUACGUGAACUGGCUCGGGCUGUUGUUAAGGAACGGCAACGAGGCAAGUCUCUAGCUGACGCGGAUCAAGUGCUGGCGAUCCUGAUUGAGCUGAAGGUCACUGGUUGCGUAAUCAAGGGAGUUGUGAACGUCCGCGAAGUCGCCACUGAGUGGCUCCAGGUGAUUGAGCGACCCAGACGUCGACGUAGCCAAGACGUUGGGGACCAGCUGAUGUAUCUGGAGUUCCUGGACGGACCGAAGGAGAAGCCUCCUAAAACCAAGAAGGGAGGCGCUCGUCGCAAGCGGACACCGAAGGCGAAUGGCAGAAGCAAGGAGCAUAAGAGUUACAAGAGUGACGACGAAGAACUUGGCGAGGACGAAAUUGAUCUGCCCAAGCGCAAGAAAGCAGCCCGCCAAGCGUCUGGUGGUAGGAGCUCGAGAGGCUCGUCACCUAGUGGACGUGGCGUGAGUGGUAUUCACAUCUCACUCAAGCGAUCGAACAGUACCGAGGAUUUCGGUGUCGUAAAGGUGUCGAGCAGAAUCAAUAAGGUGCAGAAGAAGCUCGAUAAAUCUCCUGACGAUGCUGAUGCGCCGUCAACUCCAGCAAGAAGCAAACAACCUGUUCAAAGGCAGAAGGCAGAGGAGGACGACGGAGAAGAGCACUUAAGCGGUUCUGAGGAAGAGGAAGAAGAGGAGCAUGAAGAGGAAGAACACUUGAGCGGCUCUGAGGACGAGGAAGAUGAAGAAGAUGCGUACGAGGAAGACGAAGAACCUGAAAAGCCCCGGGGUCGCCCGCGCAAGAAGGCAAGAACGGGCAAGUCCCGGAAAGCUGUAAAGGACAUCGUUGAUCCCCAGGAGGACGAAGAGAUGUGGUGCCGUGUAUGCUUCAGUGACCAAGGCUUCCUCGACGAUCCUAUCGUACAGUGCGAGAAGUGCUCCGUCGCCGUUCACCAGUACUGUUAUGGAAUUGAAUCAGUGCCCGAAGGAGACGAACCGUGGUUCUGCGACUUUUGUACCGAGCCGAACGGGCCAUCAGCCGAUGCGACGUGUGAGUUGUGUCCUCUAAAGCGCCAGAAGAGUGCCUUCAAGAAAACAGUCGAGGGCAAGUGGGUCCACGUGGUGUGCGCUCUGUGGGCCCCUGGUGUUCAAUUUUCCGAUGUGGAGCGCAUGAGUGGAGUAAAACACGUGGCUACUGCCGUCGAGGAGCUCAAGGGCUCGACUUGUGCCUUGUGCGAGAAGGAAGGUGGCUGCAUCAAUUGCAUGCGCGGUGGCUGCGAAACGUACUUCCAUCCGUUGUGUGGUCGUGAAACCAAAGGCGCAUACGAUAUGUUUAUGAAAGAAGGGGGACAGUUGCAAGCGUUCUGCCAGAAGCACCGAACGCACCGGAAGCGUAGUUAGAUAUUACGAGGUUUCGAGUUUGAUCCACCCUACAAGUCUUGACUUUUACGGCAUCUAUGAUAAUGUAGCAGACUGGUUUACCGUUGUGUAGCACUCACUCUGUGUUGUCAGAUCACAGCAGCUCGUACUCGCGGAUAGCUCGUUCAAGUUGGGAGUCAAAUUGCCGGAUCCAAGACGGAUCAAGAAAGCGGUUGGACUUCUUGGUCCACUCAAGUUCGUCCAGUGCCUUGGUAAGAUGAUGGUACGAUAUGGUGCUUUUGUUUGAGCUGCGAGUCUGUGAUUGAGAGCUCGUAGGAGGAGAAAUCGCCGUUGAAGCUCCAGC
Phytophthora nicotianae INRA-310 is the source of this 6793-nucleotide messenger RNA. RefSeq lists its product as hypothetical. The transcript is spliced from 5 exons. The record is from RefSeq and is a predicted model, not a curated record. Bases 205 to 6471 code for a protein of 2088 amino acids. Lineage: Eukaryota; Oomycota; Peronosporomycetes; Peronosporales; Peronosporaceae. Gene Ontology annotation, cellular component: chromatin; nucleus. Gene Ontology annotation, biological process: regulation of DNA-templated transcription; chromatin remodeling. Gene Ontology annotation, molecular function: histone binding; DNA binding; DNA-binding transcription factor activity.